Prunus armeniaca (apricot) is the source of this 1143-nucleotide messenger RNA. Lineage: Eukaryota; Viridiplantae; Streptophyta; Magnoliopsida; Rosales; Rosaceae. The record is from the annotation of a GenBank genome assembly.
AUGGAGGAAAAGGAGAGCACUUUUUCUGGGUCACCAGGCAACUCGGGGACCGAGUCACCGCCAGUGACUCAGAUGGUGAAUAUGCCCAUGGUCAUGGAUGUAAACAUGAGCUCAGAGAUCAUCAACAACAAUAGCAACAACCCUGUAACAACAACAACAACAGAAAUUGCAGAAAUUGCAGGAGCAGCAGCUACUGUUGGAAGUGGUGAUUUGUCCGGGAAGAAGAAGAGAGGGAGGCCUAGGAAAUAUGAUGCAGAUGGGAACUUGAGAUUGGGGUAUAAAAGUAAUAUCAACAAGGGUGGUGGUGUGGCCCCACCACCACCACCACCACCUGGGUUUUAUCUUUCUUCCCCUGCUUCUGAGUUUUCUUCUUCUUCGUCUUCCAAAAGAGGAAGGGGGAGGCCUCCUGGAUCCGGCAACUGGCAGGUUCUUGCUUCUUUAGGUGAGUUGUUUGCAAACACAGCUGGUGGGGACUUCACACCGCAUGUGGUAACUGUUAGCACUGGGGAGGAUGUUGCAGGCAAAAUUCUUUCGUUUUCUCAGAAGGGUCCUCGAGGAAUUUGUGUUCUCUCUGCCAAUGGAGCUGUCUCUAACGUCACCAUUCGCCAACCAGGUUCUUCUGGCGGCAUUCUGACAUAUGAGGGCCGCUUUGAGUUAUUGUCUUUAUCUGGAUCAUUUACAGUCACUGAGAUUGGUGGUGUAAGAAAUAGGACUGGUGGCCUGAGCGUCUCAUUGGCUGGCCCCGAUGGUCGCGUUAUAGGUGGUGGUAUUGCUGGUUUGCUAACAGCUGCAAGCCCUAUCCAAAUUGUGGUUGGGAGCUUCACGCCAAAUGGAUAUAAGGCACAUAAAAGGAAGCAUUAUCGUGAGAACAAUGUAGCUUCACCAAUCUCAGGUUCUCUAGAUACAGUCACAGUAGCAACACCCAUUUCGCAAGCGCAACCCGAAAGUGAGAGCAGAUUGACCAUGGUAUCCCCUUUACCAGCACAAAGUCAUGGGGAAGCAGAUAAAAUCAUGAUCCAAAGGCAGACCUCCAAUGCCAUAUCCACCAGUGCUGUUUGGAAUGGAACAGAGCUCAAGUCAGAACAUAGGCCAUCACCGGAUAUUAAUGUAUCCGUUCCUGGUGUAUCAGUAACUGGGGAAUAG